UGCACACAUUCAACCCUCAUACACUGCCUUAUGUACUGUACAUCUGAGAGUGGGAAGUUGCACUUGACCACUAGCAUGCACAGCAUAAGCAUGAUGUUUUAGCUACACCAAUAAACUCCUGAACCUCAAGCAAAGAUAUGUGGAGCUUUCUUACUUUCUGGACCCAGCUACAUUUAGUAAAGAAGAAGAAGUCAACUUAACAAACCCACUACGGUAUUUUUGACAGUUACGACUUACAAGGGUCUGUAUCUGCAAACUAGUGCAGGACUUGGGGAAAACCCGCUGUCCUUAUCAGCUGAGCAUUACUCUAUAACCAGUUGUCCUUAUCAGAGCAUUGGGCAAUAGUGAUACGGACAAUGUAUACUGUGCAAUAGGUGAAGCAAAUGCUCUAUAAGUCAUGUUUGUAUAUUUCUUUUUGGAAAAAACAUUCAGAUCUAUAUCGUAUUCUGCAACGACAAGGAAGAGAUCUACCUUUGUCUAUCUUUUACAGUGCAUUUCUCAUUUCCAUGAGAUACGACUGGCCUUCAAGUUGUAUAGUUGUUCUUUCAUCUAUAGGUUGAGGAAAACAGUGAUUGAUUAGAUUUAUCACGAAGCAGACCUACAUCACAAUGUCACAAGGCAGAAAGAAGAGUAAUCGUGAUUCUAAAAAAAUCAUAGAAUCUGAUGUCACUGGCGUAGUAAAGCGGUACAUUGACACAGGCGGCUAUGGGUUCAUAACGGAGGAUGUUACACGUAGGAAUGUAUUUUUUCAUAUCUCUGCCGCGGUUUCAAAAGAUAUUCGACGACGGGAUGACCCAAUACGUGCUGGAGAUGAGGUGAUAUAUAAUUUGUAUCAGGCUCCGAAGGGAUUCAUGGCAGAGUCUGUUCGUAUUUUGAAUCAGGAAAGUUCUGAAUCGGAUGAUAGUGACGAUCUUCACCGAAGAAAAGAUUCUAGAAUCGGUCUACGAGGACGAGAAUGUCGUAGUGGUGGAAGAGGUGGAAACCGUCGAGGAGGAAGUGUUGGGCGUGUGCAUGAACUGCUUAAAGACUGGAGUGACUGGUCGACAGAAAACCAACACAGUUCUACAGGACCAGGACCAGAACCUCAACCUCAACCAAGACACCCUACAUGUACUUGUUCUAAUGGAGGAAGAGGAAAAGUUAAGGACACCAAGCCGGAGACAAGUACCAGUUCAAAUCCAACUAGCGGGUGGGAUCAUGUCAAAGCAGAGCAUACAGUGAGAGAAAAUACACAACCACAUGUGACUCCCCCCAAUUCAACUGAACUCUCGGGGUCUGCAAAGCAAAGAGAGCGCGGUAACAUUUUCUACAAAUCAGCUACUGAGGAUUUCAGCGCCACUGUACGUAUCAUCAGACUUGAAAAUGCCAUCACUUGCUACAAGAAUGCACUUUCGUGUAGCAGCAAUAGAGAUGACGAAGCUUCCGCAUCAAAGAACAUCGGAAUGGCAUCUUGGAAGCUGGCAACCAUUGCUCUUGAGAGUGAGACGGAAGAAUCAGAGAAGAGACAGCAGAGUAUCCUGAAGCACUUUAAAGAAGCGUUGAAGUUUUUCUGCACGGCAUAUGUUCUGAGGUCCUACAAGAGUGCAUCAUGGGGUGACAAGCUGGUCGAAUCUUGGGAGAAUUGUUUAGAGGAGGCAUGUGAAUGGUUAGCUAUGCUGGACACAGCAGAGAGGGUAGCUGGUUUCAGUGAGUUGCUGGGCUAUGUACCAGACUGUAGUCUGAAGGCUAAUGGAUACAUCCAGUAUUCAACUCUCCUGUUUCAUGAAGGUCUAACAGCCUGGCAAGAUGGAGAAUACAAGGAGUGCUACAGGUUCAUGAGAGAAUGCUACUUCCCAGUCCAAGAAGCAGAGAGGCUUUGUGAAGGAGAUUGCUCUAUCAAGUCUGAAAUAGCAGUCUUACAGGAAGAUGUCUACAUCCACACAUGUGUUGCUGAGUCCAGCAUGGCACGAGCAACAGGUGAUGACUUGCUCGAAGAACACUUGAAGAAUGAGGAAACAGUGAACACUAACAUAAUAUGGACCGUGAUAGAUUUCUACACACAAGCAGCAAUGUUAUGCAGGGAUAAGGACCUGGAGCAGGAGGCUAUAGCUUACAGUCGACUUGGACGUGUCUAUGGCAAAGUCCUUACUUUGCCAUCCCGAGGGAAAGACUACUACAAGAAAGCUAUUCAGCUGGCACUAAGCAUGACCCCAAGGACAUUUCAUGGUGUUGGUUGGUUCAUGGAAUCCACAAAGUUUGUCGAGGACUUCCAGAAACGUCUGAACAAGGACGAAGAGGAAGACAAGGACAAGGAAGCUGCCCUCGAAGAGAUGAAGGAAGACGUUGACAAACUCUCAGAAAUGGCCACCAAGAAGGGUGAUCUGGAUUUUGUUAAGGACAUCUACAAGACGUGGCCGCCGAAGGCUCCGGGAGCCAAGCUUAAUGAGAAACUCUCCACAAAGAAACUCCUCCUGAAAGCCAUCAGUCACUACCACCCUGAUAAGGUGGACAAAGAGGUCCAUGGCAAGAACUGGUUCUAUUUCAGUGGAGAGAUUACAAGGCACCUUAAUUCCAAAUAUGCCUGCCAAAAGGGUGUAGAGUGAAAUUCAUUCUCCAAGUAGACUCCCCAUCCCUUCUUCAAGAUGGUUAUUGAAGUCAACAAGUAGAAAGGGUUUCACUCCAACUGUGAGAUCCAUGGAUCACAACAUCAAGUAUGUCUACUGCAAAGGGAUGAUUUAAUACACUCCCAUCCCGCUACUUGCUGUACAGCUGCUACAGAAGGUGGUUGAAUCAGGUACAUUGUGGCAAUAUCACAUCAACCCAAAGAGGUACUUAUGUAUAUAAACCCUUUGAUUUGGAUAAAGAGAGCCUCAGAGAGCCUUUCAACAAACUGAACUAGUUCCACAAAACUAGGAUUAAACUAAUACACAUCCAUACCGUCUGAAGUAUGUAGAUGUAUAGCUAUGGUAUGCAUGGACUAAGGGAUGAGAAUAUUUAUGUGCUUUCAUGUAGAUAACUUGGACAUGGACAUGGACAGUGGACAUGGUAGUCAUAAGAAGAUGUUUUUGUCUUUUUCACACUGAAUCAAGUACAUGUCACGGGAUUCCCAACUGUUUGUGAAAUCAUGGAAAGUCAGAGACUAAGAAGCAGCAAUCAAAUCAGGGAAAAAUCUGGGAUAUUCAUAAUGUUUCAAAGAUGUUUUUGAAAUGUUUCAAACUGUAAAUCAUUGAAAUAAUGAUGCUUGAAUUAAUGAAACUCGAUCAGGGAAAAAUCAUGAAGUUCAAAUCAGGGAAUUUUGGUCUUUUGAAUCCAUGAAAAGGGUAUUUUUGUCAUCAUCAGUUGCGUUACGCACUUAUCCCAUCAAGGUAUCAUAUUAAGUUGCAUAAGAUACUGUAUACGGAAUGGGUGGAAAAUUUGAUAGCCCUGGUUGGGUGCACAUGCAGGGUUUGAUAGGAAAUACACAAUAAAAACCAAAGCAAUCCUCGAUCAUGGUGUUAAAUGCAAUGCAAGAUAUAACAUCCCUGUUAAGGGUCUAAAAAUCAGAAAUAUUAGAUGGGAUUCCCUGUACAGGGUAUCAAAAUGACUCUAGACUUUAAUCCUCAUUUAGGGUGCUUUUGAGAAAGUGAUUUACAAAGAUGAUGUUUAAUGCUAUGCUCAAUGUAACAUACCGUCCUUUAGCAACUGCAAAGUUUGUGUUGUCUUGAUUUGUUUCUCUGUCACUGAAACUUAGUAUGUUCAAGUUCUUUAUAAAUGUGUGUAAUGAACAUAUAUGUUUCAUUGGUUUGUGCAUCUUUGAAUAGUUAUUGCAGUCAUCAAUAUUAUAUUCAGAUAGAAAAUAUUAUUUGAGCUUUGAGGCCAAAUCCUGUUUUACAACUCAAAUGCUUAUGUAAUUAGGAUGAUAGUCAUGCUCAU
Messenger RNA from Strongylocentrotus purpuratus (purple sea urchin), 3891 nucleotides. RefSeq lists its product as uncharacterized. Gene Ontology annotation, biological process: regulation of gene expression. The record is from RefSeq and is a predicted model, not a curated record. Gene Ontology annotation, cellular component: nucleus. Gene Ontology annotation, molecular function: nucleic acid binding. The transcript has 9 exons. Lineage: Eukaryota; Metazoa; Echinodermata; Echinoidea; Camarodonta; Strongylocentrotidae. Bases 609 to 2582 code for a protein of 657 amino acids.